This is a messenger RNA of Salpingoeca rosetta, 1341 nucleotides long. RefSeq names its product pre-mRNA-splicing factor prp46. Gene Ontology annotation, cellular component: catalytic step 2 spliceosome; precatalytic spliceosome; Prp19 complex. The record is from RefSeq and is a predicted model, not a curated record. Gene Ontology annotation, biological process: mRNA splicing, via spliceosome. The transcript has 11 exons. NCBI's taxonomy places the organism in Eukaryota, Choanoflagellata, Craspedida, Salpingoecidae. Gene Ontology annotation, molecular function: protein binding. The coding region runs from base 1 to 1341 and encodes 446 amino acids.
AUGGACCAGCACACGUUCAGGUCCAUCAAGCGCACAAAGGACAUGUUUGUGUCAGACUACGCAAAGCGGCCGUCAGACGGCGACCUCAGCCGUCCGGCCAAGCUGGCAUGCAAGAAGAUGGAUGAGUACGCAUCGGUGAUGCACCUGCCACCACCAGCGGCCUUGAAGAAGAAAGCAAAGGGUGCAGCAUCUGGCCCGGGCCCUGCAAGACCCUCCAUCAAACCUACAGAUGUUCUUGAAGGCAAGAAGACGGGCAAGGAACCCAGCUCGGCACUCGCCCUCGUGUCUGAUACACAGAAGAAGCAGCCCAUGACAAAGGAGCUUGUGCUGAGACAAAGGGCGCCGACAAUGCCAAAGCCCCAGUGGCAUCCGCACUGGAAGCUCUUCCGUGUCAUCAGCGGUCACACCGGCUGGGUUCGCUGCUUGGCCGUCGAGCCAAAGAACCAGUGGUUUGUCUCAGGGUCUGCUGACCGCACCAUCAAGAUCUGGGACCUUGCAUCGGGGACCCUGAAGCUGACGCUGACGGGCCACAUUAGCACAGUCCGCGGUCUUGAGGUCAGCCCGCGUCACCCGUACCUGUUCUCCGUUGGCGAAGACAAGAUGGUGCGGUGCUGGGACCUGGAGCAGAACAAGGUCAUUCGCCACUACCACGGACACCUCAGCGGCGUGUAUGCGCUGAAAUUGCAUCCAACGCUGGACGUCCUCUUCACAGGCGGUCGCGACUCAACAGUGCGGUUGUGGGAUAUGCGAACAAAGGCGCAGAUCCACUGCCUGUCCGGGCACACCAACACGGUCGCCUCCCUUGAGACAGAGCCCGUCGACCCGCAAGUCAUCUCAGGGUCACACGAUUCGACGAUUCGGCUGUGGGACAUUCGUGCUGGCCGCUGCAUGGCGCAGCUCACAAACCACAAGAAGAGCGUCCGCGCACUCGCAAAACACCCAAAAGAGUUUACGUUUGUGUCAGGCGCGUCGGACAACAUCAAGCAGUGGUAUCUGCCCAAGGGCGAGUUCAUCCAGAACCUUGGCGGGCACACGGCGAUCAUCAACUCCCUGGCCGUCAACCCGAGCGGAGUGAUGGUGUCGGGUGCAGACAACGGCAGCCUCAGCUUCUGGGACUACCGCACAGGAUACCGCUUCCAGGACAUUGAGACGCCGCCCCAGCCAGGCUCGCUGGACAGCGAGAGUGGCAUCUUUGGUCUUGCCUUUGACAAGAGUUACAGCCGCCUUCUCACAGCAGAGGCCGACAAGACAAUCAAAAUCUACAAGGAGGACCCAGACUCCACGGAAGAGACACAUCCCCUCGACUGGAAGCCGAACGUGAUUCGCAAGUCGCGGUUUUAG